GUCCUAAUUGUGUCUUAGUUCCAGGUAAUCAUUAUGGUUUUCUUUCCUAGGUUCAGAUCCAGUUCGAAAGUGGGCAAGUCUUGGAGAUUUGAUUAAUGCGCCCGAACGUUCCACAUCUCCUGUAUCAGUAAGUAUAUUUUAGUCUUGUUCUGGCUAGAAAUUUUGACACUUAUAAGGAGCUGAUGAAAAUUAAACUACAAUUCUCUAUUUUAUUUGUUUGACUCCAACAAGAGUACUUCAUAUAGUGAAUAGAAUUGAUAUUAUUUUCGUACUUUAAUAACUGCCAAUUGUUGAUGGUUUAAGGAUAAUUGUGAUGAUAACGGGCUAAGUUGGUUAACUAGGAUUAAAAAUGGAUAGUUGUGACAUUGAUGGGAUAAAUGCGGUAAUUUUGGGGUAGUUAGGGCAAUGAUAGGAUCGGUGUUGUUAUUAAGGGAUAGUUGUGGUUAAUGAGUUGAUAGGGGAUAUGAGAUGUGUUAAGCUGGUAAGUUAUAUUGGUAACAAUUCUAUGAGUUUUGUGAUAAUUCGUUUAAUGCCGUAUUUAUACACGUGUAGACACUAGAUAAUCCGUCAAAACUAUCCAUCUUUUUACCUUGUUGUAAAAACGGCACAAAGAGAAAUUAUCGGACAAACUAUCUUUGGCCAAGUUCGUCCGGACAAUUCAUCCAUCUUUAGUUUAGAUCUGGUGAAAUCACAACUUUCACUCGCGUUUCAUCGCCAGCUUUCGUCGACUAUCACGCGCUCUCGUCAACUCUCAUCGACUUUGAACCAUUGAACUAUAAGUAAACUGGAAUGCUAAUUCAGGGGGGGGGGGAUUGAAGCCAGUGGCUAUUAUAGUUUUUCUGAGUUAUGAGCAGAAAUUCUCAACACUGAACGUUGUGCUGUAUAUGAAACUGAAGCUAUUGAAAAACGCUAUUUGGUGUAGAAAUUUCAAGACUUUAGCUAAAGGGGAAAUAUUUAAAAACUACAAAAAUAAUUGCCGAUAAUUUGCCAUUUUUUGGCCGAGUGACUGUUGUUUUUGUAUUUUUAAAAUAUUUUUCUUUUCGCUGAAGUCUUGAAAUUUCCACACCGAAUAGAAUUUUCAAUAGCUUCAGUUUGAUAUAUAGCCCAACGUUUGGGGAUCAAGUAUUUCUGGUCAUAACUCAGAAAAACUAUUUUGGCUUCAGCAAAUCAUAGCCAUAUAGGCCUUCAUCAUAGCAGUUAGCCCUCCAGUUUACUUAUAGUUCAAUUCUUUGAACUGAUUCAAAUUUUGAUGAGAGUUGACGAGAGUUUUCGCAAAGCGUGAGGUAAUAUCCACGAGUCAACUCUCAUCAACUCUCAUGCAAACUCUCGCUUCCCAACUCUCAUGUGAACUCUCAUCCUAUCGUUUGAUCGUCAUUUUAGACUGUCAAAUACUGAAUGUGUGGUGUAAUAUUGUGCCAUACAUAACAGUAUGGAAUAUUUAUAAUUGUUCAGGAUAUACUUGCUAUUGUUCCAUUGACUAAACGCAAUAAAAACAGGAAAUAUUACAGGAGUAAAAUGGAAAGUCACGCACGUAGCCAGCUUUGAAAAUGAAAUAAUUUGCUGUCGGUGUAUAUGGAUUCGUGUGGAAUUUUUUAGACUUUGUCAUGAUCUUCGUUGGCUGACAUUGUAUUAUAAGGGUUGUAUGAAAUUCGUUUCUUCCAUACACUAAAAUGACAAGCGGACAAAACACUUUGGAUUCCCUGUUAGAUACGGUAAAUGUACUUUUGUGAUUCGUGAAUUGAGUUUUGUUUGGACUAUUAUAAUCUAUAUACAUUGCUUUUCGACAUACCUGAUUCCUGUGAUGUAAAUGGUGGUAUUUUUAGUUAUGGUAUAUUAUACAACAAGACAUAUAGAAAGAUUGGACUUUAAUAAUCUUUAUUAAUAAUAUGUGAUAGCUGUAAGGUUAUUUAUACUGGAUAGCUCAUCAGUUCUGAACUGUUCUCCAUCGACACAAAUCUCAUAUUCAGUGUUACAAGGGGAGAAAAAACUGACGUUGAAGAAAUCAAGCGGUAUAUUUGCUAAAAUUAAAUUAAUUUUCCACGGCAGCUUAUUGUAGAAUACCUCCUACACUGGACCCUCCAUGUUUGAGAUUUUAUCUGUGUCACUUUGUUGAAACGUGUUCAUAUUUUUUUCACUUUCAUUACAGAUUUUCCGCCGAAGAUUAUCAUCCGGUCUUGGAAACCUUUUAGCGUUAGGACGUCUUGAGAAAGUUAUUGAAGAAAGAAAUAAAAAAGCUCCAAAGAGGUGGAAACUCAAUCAUAGGUAUACACCAAAAUUGUAGAUCAUUUUCUGACUUUAUUUAUACUGGAUGUCAGUUCUAAACUGUUCUCCUAAGAGAUGCAGUAUAAAGAGCCGUACAUUAUUGAUCUAAUCAAAGUUAAAAAUGACUUUAUUUAUACUGGAUAGCUCUAUCAGUUAUAGCUCUAUACACUGUUCUCCAGGUUCAGCAGAGAUCAUCUCUUAUUGAUCCAGCAUUAGUAUACAUUAGAAAACGUUAACUAAACUAACUUUUGUGUAUAUGGAUAGCUUCAUCAGUUAUAAACUGUUUUCUGUAGAAGUCCAGUAAGAGCCACCUAUUAUUAGUCUAAUGUUACCACAGGAAAUACCAAUACUAAACUAGCUUUAUUUAUGCUGGAUACUUGAUAGCUCUAUCAGUUCUAAACUGUUGAUCCAGUGUUACUAUACAGGAGAAAACCUAAACUGAACUGAUAUAUUUAUACUUAAUAGAUUUAUAGCAGUUCUAUAAGUUGGUCGUCUUAGAGAUCCAUGUAAGAGGGUAAUCUCUUUUCGCACUGCAUGUUUCCAGAUUGUUGACAAGUUGUUAACGGCUUGUUGACAACUUGCUACGAGGCUGUUGACUCAACAAACUUGGUACAAGUCAGGGCUGCAAAUAAAUAUUUGACUUGACAGGACAUUUGUCCGAUCACUUUUAAUUUUGGUCGGACAUAACUUGAAUUUGGUCGGACAAAAACCAACACCACUAAAUUAAAUUUGGUCGGACAUAUAUACGUCACAAGAUAUAUAUAGGCUAAGUCACAAGACAAGUAUGUAUAGCCAUUCCGGCGCAACGUUAAAGUAAAAUGCUAGAAUGCCUCGUCAAUUUUAUUGCAAAAUAAAUUGAGUGAAUUUGCAAUCGAAUUUUGUCACAGCAAAAAAAUGUAUAAUUUGACCAAAUUUUUUUGUGAUCUGACCAAUGUCCGAUCAAAAUUACUUUUGCUCGGACAUUUGCCAAAUUUAGUCGGACAUUGUCCGAUGUCCGACAGUAAUUUGCAGCCCUGCAAGUUGUUCCAACUCAACAACUUGAUAACAAGUUGUGAGUGACAACCUUGUAGCAACUUGAUAAAAUGACAACAUUGUUACAACUUGUUGGCAAGCUUGCUACGAGCCUGUUGCUAACACAUCUUGUUGACAAGUUGGGAACUGAAAGGAUUUUUAUGUGGGUGUGUGGGGGGUUAAUAUAUCAUGUACGUCAAGUUGUUCAAAUAUUGAUAAAAUGUGUGUCGCUCUGUUGUCUUUGACAAGCACAAUCGGUAGAUAAGUGAAGGGUUUUACCAGACACAUCCUUCCUCUUUUGUCUGACCUGUUUUCAUUGCCCAUGUGUCAUCCACUUUCCCUUUGCCUGACGUGUUUUCAUUUCCCAUCUCUUAACUCUUCUUCGUUGUUUGACGAAAAUAUCAGUUAUAUGUACGAGGACUUUUAAAAAGGAACUACUACUUAAAAUAACGUAAAACCAUAUAGGAUACAAAUUAUGAUUGUAUUUACAUUUCACUUAAUACCAAGAUUUAAUUUCCCCAUGAAAUAUAUUAUUCAUAGUUGGCAAUGGAUUUGAAUUUGUAAUAUGCGAAGAUAUAGUUUAUUCCAGAUUUGAGAAAUAGCGUAUUUCAAAAAUUCAAUGAAUUUGCCCACUGCUGUUGCCACAAAACAUCGUUUAUUUAUUUUGGGAAAUAAUUUUUCACACCAUUUUAAGACUUUAUAAUACGAGAAAAAAAAUUGUGGCAACUUGCUAAUGCAAUAUAGCUGGUUUCAAUCCAUGUUAAUGAAAAUGUUCCCGCAAUAUAUCAGGCAUAUCAUGGUCAUGGGUAAACAAUUCAACUUAACAUCUCUUGAAAGCAGAUUGCAUGUCGCAGUAACUUUGUUGCACUCAUUAUAAAUUCACCUUAAUCUUUUUGGAAAUUAUUUUUCUGCCCGAAUUGUUUUUAAGUCUGUCUGUCUCUUUUGAUUACUAAUAAAUCCACAAACACACAUCUAUUAAUCCUCGAUUUGCAUAAACAAUUUCGUAGUUUUUCCGUCGACUAGCGUGAAGGCAUUGUGUCUAAAAUUAAUCCUUUUUGUAUUAAACAGCAUGCGAUGCUGUCUUUCUGUUGUUUGAAAACUAUUACAAUAUUGUGCUUGUUAAAUACGAACUGUAGCACACAUUGUAUUCACUUUUGAAAACGACUUGAUGGUGAAGUCACGCUCGUAAACACGAUAUAAACACCAAAACGUAUAGUUCGAAGGUGCUUUACGAUAAUUUGUUGCUUGUUUAACGUUGUCGCGCCGAGCUGUUAUGUACUAUGUCUGUUUUAUACGAAGGGUAAGUCAACUGGUCUCGUAAACGUCCAUACGUAUUGACAUAUGUUGCAUGUCCUAACAUGUUUUAAGUGUUCUUUGUUUGCACGUUUCUCUGUACUUAAGUGAUGAUUCCUUGCCUAUUUUUUUAAAAUUGCAUGACGUGGCUAAAACAUGCCACAUUAUCGUUACGCAUAGCCGUAGCUUUGUACAAUAGCUAAACAACAGCGUACGGUUCGUGGUUAGUAAUUAUAAUUUUAGUUUUAAAUAAUUCCUGAGAAAUCCAAUGCCCAUGCAAUGGCUGUAGAUAUGUAUUGAGUUUGUUUUGGUUGUUCAAAUGCUAGGUAAUACUAUAGGCUUGAAGUGCUCAAUACCAUAUAGACAGUAAGAGCUAAUAGUAUACAUUCUUGCUUACCACAGCCUGUUUCAUCGAAUGAAGAAAUGGCCCGUACGCACCUAAACGUUACCAUCACAGCUUGUUUCACUAUCCAAUGAAGGAAUUUCCAGAUUGGAAUGAAGGAAUCUUCAUAGCUACCUGAAGUUCCAUUGGAUGAAACAGGCUGUGGUGGUAUAGCUUGAGGAGAGCGAUAUUUAUCUGCAUAAUUUCAUUAUAUAUAAUUAUGUUCUGGUUCACGGAAUGUCUGAGAGCGCUGAGUGGCAUAAAGAUAGAGAAAGGUUAGAUUAGCUUGCCUCGAAAUCUUCUAUAUCAUCCGUUUCACCCAAAUGGAAUGACUUGACGAUUCCAUUUGGUGGUAAAACCGACGUUAAUGAAGAUUUCGAAUUGAAGCAAACCUACACUAUAUUCAUCAUAUUGUCUCUACGGCUCCUUAUACUUUUGUAUUUAAAGCCAAGGUCUGCAAGCCAACUUUUGCUGUAUACUGUAUAUAGUCACAGCGCAAUUUUUCACACUGCUAACUCACAUUCUGUACAUAACUGUACAUGAGUGCCAAGUGGGAUGCUGGCAGUAUAGUUUAUGUUCCUUUCAUUUCUGCAACAUUUCUGCAACAUUCCUGCAAUAGACAGUUGUCUGAUUAUAAUUUUACCUCGGUUGUAUGUCAGAAGAGUGCUUUCACUAACUUUACCAAACACUCAGUUUUCGUCCGUUUCCUCCUGUAGUAACACUGGACCAACGAGAGAUGAACCUCUCUGGACCUCUAGGUCUAGGAGGAACAGUUUUGAACUGGUAGAGCUAUCCAGUAUAAAUAAGAUUAUUUUAGGCUUCCUCCUGUAGUGACUCUGAGUUCUUCCAGUUUGACUCAACCAAACAACACAGGGUUUUUUUCAGGUGGUCCAGAUUCCUCCUGUAGUAACUCUGGACUAAUAAAAGAUGGGGUUCUACUGGACUUCUAGAGAGAACAGUUCAGAACUGAUAGAGCUAUCCAUGCAGUAUAACCUGUAUUGGUAGCGUAUGAAAUGCCUGAAAUUUUUUUAAAAACUUCGACAUUUCUAGGCCCUUCGCUAGCCCCCUGACAAACAUUCUUCAAAAAUGUUAUUGAUCAUUAUCAGGUAGUUCGGACACAAAACACGACAGCAUAGUAAAGAGCACUGGACCGCCAUGUUUCAGAUAUGCUUUCAAAAAAGUACGCAUCCAUUAUAGCUUCAAUUAUUUUGACACACAGACCAUUAGCAUAGCAAUUUUAGUUAAGAAUGACAACUUUAAUAGCAUUAAAAUCAUUACCCUAAUUACAUAUAUAGUACUUGGAUUUUAAUUUAAAAGUUUUUUUUCGGUACAAAAUUCCGUCUUAAAUUUUUUGUUUUCGUUCCUAUAACAAUGUUGCCAUGCUAAAAUAUUGUGCGGCCUCUUAUAUACUGCAUGCCGAAAUAUUUUGGCAAAAAUUUACAUACCUUAAUAUAUUCAAAUGAGUUAACCGGUCUAUUGUGUGGAAUGAUUGAGCAAUGCCUUCGUCUCAUUACACAUUCGCUAGUUAGAAUAUUAAAUUAGUAAAAUAUGUUUUGAUUUUAGAGCUGAGAAACCAAAAGCUGGGCUGUUCAACGCACAGAAUAGUGGAUUCUCGUCACUGCAACAGGAGUCAGCGGCUAUAACGGUUAGUGUAUUGUAUGUUACGAGAGUGUUAAUCUAUUGUCUGUUUCUGUUACCAGUUUUAUGAUAAAGACUUUGCAACUGUGGUAUUUGGUUUUGAAUCCAUUGUGUGUGUCUGUGUAAAUACAAAGGCAUUCAACGUAUUAGUUGAAAUCGUUCUCAUUGGGAACCAUAUAAUAUUGAUUACUGUGUCACUUAUCCAGAAGACUGUUUGUAGCCAUUUAAUCAUCAUAGGAUCGCUACCAUUUAUCAAAGUGGUAAUAAAGUAUUGAUAUAUAUCUCUGUAAUCGGUAACGAUUGAUUUACAUAUAUACAACAUACUUUUAAGACCCACACUAUUUCAUAUCGUCGUUAAAACUAGGCUGAUAUAAUAUUGUAUAUUAAACUAGGUUAAUAUAAUAUUGUAUACUGCCCUUGAGUAAACCAGGAUGUGAGCUGAACGGAUGUAUUUUAUCAGCAACGUUGAUACGUCAUUGGUGGUUGGUUAUUGGUCUCGAAUUUUUUCUCUAUGUGCAUAAAAACCUUAGUGCUUCACCGUAAUUCAGUGCAGCUCGGAUUCACUGAUGCAUGGUAUAGGCACAAGGUAUAGGUAUCUGGAAGUUACCAGAGUGAGAAAAUAAUGUUAAUUUUUUUCAUUGUAUGAAGUAGUUUUGGUGGUCAGUGAAUUGCGGGAUGUAGUCCGGUUUGCUUGUCCCCUAUCAAUGUGAACGAUUCCGAAGUUGACUACCAUCUGCCACUCUGUGUCAUAUACUGAAACAUACGAAUAGUUGGGUCAGCUGCGAAAUUUCUCCUCUUGACCGAUACGAUUGAGUAAAUUACGGACUGCUUGUUCCCUGCUUGUUGACAAGUUGUCAGUGGUUUGUUGAGAACUUGCUACAAAGUUGUUGAGCUCAACGGACUUGUUACAAAUUGUUAUCGUCCUACAAUUGAACAAUUUGUCAACAAGCUGCGAGUGACAACCUUGUAGCAACUUGACGAAAUAACAGCAUUGUUACAACUUGUUGACAAGCUUGCUACAAGCCUGUUGCGAACACAUCUUGUUGACAAGUUGUGAUUUUUACAUGUGUAGAAUGUUAUAAAAUUCAUGCCUUCUGCCAAAUUCCUUAAUUGACCAGUUAUCAAUUGUCUUUCAUCUCUGAGAUUCUGGGUUUGAUUAGACUCAAGAGAGUCCGUCAACGCUCUACCGAAAGUCGUGGGUUCUCUCCGGCACUCCAGUUUCCUCCAUUAGGGAAAGUCGACAGGUUGCUUUAGGAAACCUUGAUGGCGGCAUAAGCCCGCAGUUAAAUACACAUUAGGAUUAAAUAAAUGAUAUUAAUUUUAAACCUUAACUAAACUAACUUUAUUUAUACUGGAUAGCUCUAUCAGUUCUAAACUGUUCUUCAUAGAGGUCCAGUAAGGGCCAUCUAUAUGCCUCCAUCCUGAUGUACUUAACUGCAAGUUCUGUCGAGUGUUAAGAAGUGAAUGACAUGCGUAAAACGUAAUUUGUCACACCUAGAUACACCCAGAUUUGCGUGAAGAACGUUUUAAGUAUAUUUGCUUUCCCCCUUAAUAGGUUAAAAGUUACCGACACUUGAGUUAAGACUAAUAAUCUUGGUCUUAAUACAUUAAAUCUUCGUAGCACAGUCAUAUGGAGGUCUUUGAUUAUAAUUUUCCCUCAUUUAUGGUGUUUGGAGCAAGCGCUUCAGUCAUUGAACCUAUGAGAAAAGUGGAGCCAAGAUGGCGGCCAUUGACCUCCGAUAGCUAUGAAGGUCGUAAACAGUUUUAAUAUACCAUUUUCCCAAGCCCAUUCCAGUUUUUUCUAACGGACCAUAUCACUAAUCAAGUUAUCAGUUCAUAAAACCACAAUAUUAUUAUAUGGCUUUUCAAAAUUCUCUAUUCUGAUUGGUUGACAAGCGGUCCGUAAAAACCCAUAUCCGGACCGUGGUCCGUAUUUUCCGUAUCUGGACCGGUGUCCCGGAUGUCGUUUAUCUGGCGGGAAAUUUUUGCUUUGCAAACAGAAAAAAAUUUUGCUUUUUAAUUUUCCAAUUGUGUGUCAUUAAAAUUUACAGAUAAAAAUUUCAAACAACAAAUUGUUUUUGAUUGAGCAUGCAUGCCUACCGUAUAUUGUUAUCCAGUGAAACUGACGAUAGCCGAUUUAAUUCUCGUGAAAAGCAUGUGCUCACAGACUCAUGCAGUUCAGCCAUAUAAUAAACCGAUUAUUGACCUCGCUUGUCCGGUCUGUACUGUGAAAUAUCAGACCUCUGUUUUUUUGCAUGGACCUCGCUCCUUCGUCGCUCGGUCCAUACUAAAAAACCUCAGUCUGAUAUUUCACAGUACAGACCUCACGCUCGGUCAAGAAGCCGUUAGUAUUAUUCUUUAAAAGUCAAAAUGAAAAAUUUCGGCACACUUCUUCUGAAAGGGACUGAAACUGACGUCCAAUAACUCCAUUUUUGACUUCACUUUUUGGACUCGAGUUCUCACUCCAGAUAUAUCAUGGAGCUCAGUGGUUCACUCUACCAAAGACCUCGGGUUCUCUUUGGGUUUUGUGGUUUCCUCCUCUAGAAAUACUGGACCAACAAGAGUGGCUCUUCCUGGACUUCUAGGGAGAACAGUCUAAAGCUACAGUCAUAUUGUUUCCAGAAUCUAUUUCGGGUACCACAGGUUUGGGAGGUCUUCAUGUAAACUGGCUAUACCCCUUCGUUAGCUAAAAGGAUCCCGAAAUCUGUUUCUGGACUUCUGGGGAGAACAGUCUAAAGCUAUAUAGUCAUAUUGUUUCCAGAAUCUGUUUCGGGUACCACAGUUUUGGGAGGUCUCUAUGUUAAACUGGCUACCCCUUCGUAAAAGGAUCUCGAAAUCUCUUCCUGGACUUCUAGGGAGAACAGUCUAGAGCUGAUAGUACCCAGUUUAAAGCUGUAGUUAUAUUGUUUCCAGAAUCUGUUUCGGGUACCACAGUUUUGGGAGGUCUCUAUGUUAAACUGGCUACCCCUUCGUUAGCUAGAAGGAUCUCGAAAUCUCUUCCUGGACUUCUAGGGAGAGCAGUCUAGAGCUGAUAGAGCUAUUCAGUUUAAAGCUAUGGUUAUAUUGUUUCCAGAAUCUGUUUCGGGUGCAACAGUUUUGGGAGGUCUCUAUGUUAAACUGGCUAUCCCUUCGUAAAAGGAUCUCGAAAUCUCUUCCUGGACUUCUAGGGAGAACAGUCUAGAGCUGAUAGAGCUAUCCAGUUUAAAGCUAUGGUUAUAUUGUUUUCAGAAUCUAUUUCGGGUACCACAGGUUUGGGAGGUCUUCUUGUAAACUGGCUACCCCUUCGUUAGUUAAAAGGAUCCUGAAAUCUCUUCCUGGACUUCUAGGGAGAACAGUCUAGAGCUGAUAGAGCUAUCCAGUUUAAAGCUAUGGUUAUAUUGUUUCCAGAAUCUAUUUCGGGUACCACAGGUUUGGGAGGUCUCCGUGCAUGUUAACUGGCUACCCCUUCGUUAGUUAAAAGGAUCCCGAAAUUUAUUACAGAGGUGUCAACUGAUUAAGCGGUACUGCGGUUCUAUAGCUCAUGCCGAAACUACGAUCGCGUGGGGCUGGUUAUCAUUUGUAGAUUUUUUUAUAUGAUAAUGCAAUGUCAGUGACUUUAAAAAAGUGCAUUUCAAAUUUGAAUAUCUUGAGAGGUUGAUUAACGCAGUAUGACUAAGUUGGUGUAAUAGAGCUUGAAAUAACAGCCGAUUACCCGAUUGGCAAGACAUUGUGUAUGAUCGGCCGAAAAGCGGGGUUUUCAUACAGAAAUAGCAGGGAAAGUCACGACUGCCGAUCACUUUGAUUUAUAACUUUGAGAACGUUAUUUCAAGCCCUGGGUUAAGGACACAGUAGAAAAUGGCGGUGAGUGAUGAGUUGUCUUUAUUUACAAAGCAUUUUUACAAAGUAUGUUAUCAUUUCAUCACAUUUUGUUGCUGGCACAUGGUUCGGUGGCAGGGACUGGACAUCUGGUAAAGUCCGAAUUGAGAUCACUUUUUAAGCGGUGACUGGGUCAUAUUAUACGGUACAGCGCUUUAACCAGCUGAGCUACCGAGUCCACAAAUUCAUGUACAAUAUAUGUAAUGGAUGACCAAAUUCUCCCGAAAUCUAGAAAGUUUGGACUGAUAGAGCUAUCCACUGUCAAUAAAACUAUCCUAUACAAAUAGUAUAUCUUCAAUGAUUGAAAAAUAUAUGAAGCUAGCUUAGAUUGUAUUGGCCUUGGGUGUGUAUUUUAUUUGAAAAUCCUGAGAAUGUACGUCAAACUUUUAAGCGCUUCCUUGUUUAAACUUCGCCCAAAGAUGAACGGAAUUCCAUAACAAAUUUGAAAUUCUAAUUCCAUUCUAUUCCAACGAUUUCAUUUCCCGUUUCCAACAGUGAAUGUGACUUUGAUAUUUAUAUUGGAUAAUAACUUCCAGUAUAUACUCGAAGAAAAUCACUCAUGUGUUACUAGUACAAUAUCAAAAGGACAAUCGCAUAGAGAGAGUAUUAUUAAGUGAAUUUGGUUAGAGUUUUCAAGCCUUAGUCAUAGAUUUCAUAGUGAUCAUGAACAGUAAGUUUGACUAUAAUUAUCUAUAUAUAUAUAUAUACAGUGCUUUGUAAUAUCUACCUAUAUAGGUAAAAUUAUUCACUGAUGUUACGUAGCAAUUUGAUUAAUUUUGUACUUUGUUAUUUAAAAAGGGUUUGUUAUUGCUUAUCAAAGUCUUUUAUAAGUUAGCUGUUGAUAAUUUGAAACAUGUGAUCAAACCUAUAGUUCUAAUAUAAGGUAUUGGUUUCAGUAUAUUACAACCAUUAAGACUCUAUAAUGUAAUUAACAGUUAUACAAGCUAUAAUCCAUCAUUUUCAAGAUACAUUAGUCAUCAUUAUGUAAAAUUUAUUAGAUUGUUUGAUAGACUAUGGAAUAAACAUUAAACGUAUGUACACAAUGACAAUUAGCUUAUUAAGAACAUAUAGCUGUCUUGGGCAAAACGGGGUGUUGUCACUCUAAAAAAUUAACUAAAUUAGAUAGAAUUUUUUGAACGUGCAUUUUCAAUAAACCUGGUUGAGGUCUUACAAAUUGAGCUAGCGUGUCAAGUGCUUUGCAGAGCAUCAUAAAAUCUGUAAUUUUGGAUACACUUUUUAGAUAAUACCUUGUCCUUAACGAAACCCUAUUAGGAAUUUUUACUUUUACUAAUAGGUAUAUAUGUUCCAAGUACUUAUUGAUAAUUCAGGCUAUUAUAUUCAUUGCAUGGGGAUAUCAAUGUUAUGCAUAAAGAUAGCCUUUCAAUAUUCACCACAGCUAAUUAAUGUGUGAAAGCGAUUUCAUGUUGAUCGCGUGGGAGUCUAUGGAUGAGGUGUCACAAUGUGGCGGCCUGGGUUCGUUUUCUUGUGGGAGUCCAGUUGAACUGGAUUUGGAUUAUUGCUGUUGUUAAUUGGUUUGUUCCUUGUUUUAUUGGUGAUGAUGGUGGUUUUGGUGGUGAUGUGGUAGUGACAAUGGUGUUGAUAAUGGUGUUGUUGUUGUUGUUGUUGUUGUUGUUGUUGUUGUUGUUGUUGUUGUUGUUGUUGUUGGUAGUGACAAUGGUUUGUCGUCGUCGUCGUCGUCGUCGUCGUCGUCGUCGUCGUCGUCGUCGCUGCUGUUGCUGCUGCUGUUAUUGUUGUCGCUGCCGUUGUUGUUGUUUAGCUGUUUUCUUUAGUUGCCAUUGUUGUCUUGUUCUUUAGAAGGUUCUAAGUCUGUUCUCUGGUCAUGCAUGAUAGCAAUGGAACAACAAUGGAUAAACGAAUGACCAGCAUUUAGUGUUGUUUUAUGACUGCGUGGACAGCACUAUACUUUCACUUUUCAAGCAAAACAAAAAACUUGAUCGAAAAAAUUAUAAAUUUUUGUUCUACAUUCUUUAGGACUCGGUAGAUUUGGCAGUUGAUGGAAAGGUCGAAGUUCGCGCAGUACAUCCAAGUGUCAUUGGUCAUCAAUAUUGUUUCGUGAUCUCAAAUUCUCUCGAAACGAAAUACUUCUCGUGCAGAUCAGGCGAGGAAAUGAGCAAAUGGAUUGUAAGGUACAAAGGAUGAGUUUUAUUCUGAAAUCUCUCUCAACACAAAGUAGUCGCAGACAGUUUAUUGAACGUAUACUUUUCACAUUUUUAGUGUGAAGAAAGCUCUGGAUCCUUCGAGAGAUCUAGAGUGUCGUACAGACAUCAGCCUUUCAUUAUGGAUCGUGGAAGCUAAAGGUUUAACCAACAAGAAAAGGUAAUUAAGACUAAGUCAUUAAAUCUUGAACAAACUAUUUUCAUAUGCUUACCUAAUGCUUGCAUUAUUAUUGAUUUGUAGAUAUUUCUGCGAGCUUCUCCUUGACAAUGUUGUUUAUGCGAAGUCCUCUGGAAAACCACAGAAGAACGACUCGCUGUUCUGGGGAGAACAGUUCGUAUUCGAGUAAGCUCAAGUUGCUUAACCUUGCAAUAUUGUAGUGAUCAUAAGUUUUCCUUUGAAAAGUUCAGCAAUUAUAAAAGGGGCGAACCAUUAGUGCAAAGAAGAAAGGGAAAUUCUAGCACAAGCAGACGGCCGCAAAAAAUUAUUAGUCAAGUAAAAUUUCUCCCUAUUUUUCUAAUGGUUUUCUCCUAAGCUGCUGUGGUUAGUGUUUUGAACGAAAUCUCACCGACUGUCUUUUAAAGGACUUUGCCUGGAACCCUUGAAGUGUUUUUAAUAAUCUUCUUCUGACAGAAAAUUGCAGGAGACCACUUACGCUGGACCCCACGUUGAUAAUUGUUGAAUAUUUAUCUUUGCAGAGAUCUUCCGGAGCUUUCAAUGGUGCAAAUCAAUGUGCACAAAGACUAUGAUAAGAAGAAAAAGAAAGAUAAAUCUUCAUUGAUUGGUAAUGUGUCCAACCAAAUUACUAAGCUAUUGACUGCGGGAGUCUAAAAAUAGUCUAAAAGCAAGCCUAAAUUAGCUAAAAAGCUGUUUGGGCAGAAUCUCCCUGAGUUGUACGCCAUGAUCUAUUCGUCCCGAGGCUACUAGUUUUGGUUCCUCGUGCCUACCAGGUUUCCUCCUGUAGUAACACUGGAUCAAUAAGAGAUAAUCCUUGCUGGACCUCUAGAGAGAAUAGUUUAGAACCGAUAGAGCUAUCCAGUAUAAAUAAAGUUAGUUUAGUUUAGGUUUCCUCCUGUAGUAACACUGGAUCAAUAUGAGAUGGUCCUUACUAGAUCUCUAGACUCUAGGGAGAACAGUUUAGAACUGAUAGAUUUAUCCAGUAUAAUAAAGUUAAUUUAGUUUAGGUUUCCUCAUGUGGUAACAGUGGAUCAAUAUGAGAUGAUCCUUACUAGAUCUCUAGGGAGAACAGUUUAGAACUGAUAGAUCUAUCCAGUGUAAUAAAGUUAAUUUAGUUUAGGUUUCCUCCUGUGGUAACACUUAGAGAGAACAGUUUAGAACUGAUAGAUCCAUCCAGUAUAAAUAAAGUUAGUUUAGUUUAGUGGACUAAAAAGACUUGAAUGUACCUUAAAUGUGAAUUGUUUAACUUAUUUGCUAUUUUCUUCCUUUCCCCAACAGGCACAAUCGACAUUCCGACGAAUUCUCUUGCGUUAGGUCAAGAAAUGGAAACAUGGUAUACAAUAUCUCCGACCUCGACAGGGAACAACGAGGGUGCCUCGUUGCGAAUACGAGCCAAAUAUCAGAGAAACUUAAUUCUUCCUCUUGGAAUCUACAACGAACUUUUAGAGGUAAAAUUUAAUUCAGAUCAUCCCAGAUUUACUCGGUAUCUUAAUAUCAUUAUCAAAUUUUGGCAAAUUAAGAAUAUAAUAUUACCCUAUGUUGUGGUUCUUGAUCCACAAAUGUAUCCAAAAGUACUAAAUUGUAUAUUUUGUUUUCUCUCGCAGUUUCUGAAGAACAACUACAGUAGCUUGUGUCAUUUUCUCGAGCCAGUUUUAAGUGCGAAGGCUAAAGAUGAAAUCGCCAAGAUAUUAGUUCGUAUUUUACAAUCUUGUGGAAAAGCGAAAGAGUUUCUAAUUGACCUCGUGACGACAGAGAUGGAAAAAUCAGGUAUAAGCAGAUUAAUGAGUUAUUUACUUGUGUAGAAAAUUUAAAUGCUUAGUUACCUUUGCUCUAUUUUAUUUGCUUCCGUUGCCAACAGUAACUUUGCGCUUGAGUUGGUUGUGAGGCUACUGGCAUCACUUCAUUAUACAUACAUGAAUUUGUGGUUAAUGUCCAGCAACUGAGCUUUGUAGCUCAGUUGGUUAGAGCGCUGCCCCGGAAUCGCAGUUUCGAUUCCUGCCAGAGUCUAUAGUUACAUUUUUUGCAACUGCCCCUGGUUAGCUCUGAAAGUGUGUAGAAAUUUGUGGUCGAAUAUUCCGUCUACAGAAACUCAUCUACUAUUAAUCUUCUCGAACGAGAUGCCCCCAAAAUCUCAAUAUUUACCCAUAUAAUCUUUACUUAAAGGCACAGUUCAGCAUUUCUAAUGAUGGGUUUUUGGCAUUACGACCCUUUUAAUUGAAAAAAAACCCAACUAGGAAAAUCAAUUAAGCAUAAUUCGUUAUCAGUGAUCUCAAUGUUUUUAACAUUUUUUAACAUUUUUAAUGUUGAAAACAUUGACUUGAAUUAUGCUUAAUUGAUUUUCCUCGUUAGUUUUUUCAAUUAAAAGGGUUGUAAUGCGUCUUCUCAAACUCAAUAGUUCAUAAAGGAAAUUCAAAAGAAAUGCAUAUUUUAUAAUUCUGUAUUUAGAAAUAAGUGGAAGAUUACAGCCGUUUUUCGUUAACUUUAAACUCGAUUUUCUUUUAAACUAUAUUUGAAACUAUAUCCAACACUCGCAAAUGUUCUUCCUCUGAUUUCUAAGUACAAACAAGCUGGUUAAAAAAACUCGGCUUCGCCUCGUAUUUCAACAUGCUUGUCUGUAUUUAGAAAUCAGGGGAAGAACACUUACUCGUGUUGAAUAUAGUACUUAAAAACCAUCAUUCAAAGGCUGAACUGUGCCUUUAAUUGUUUCUUUUAUGCUUGAUCAAGGUGACGAAAAUCUUCUUUUCCGUGGAAAUUCCUUUGCUACGAAAGCCAUGGAUUAUUACAUGAAAAUGGUUGGCGAAGAGGUUUGGAUUUUGUUUAAAUUUUUUUCUCAAUAAUGUGGAAUAUAUUAUGCAAGUACAGUAUACAGAAGCUGUACCAGAAUUCAACGAGAUUCCUUAUUCGUUUAUUCCGUGUUUUGCUUAUAGUAUCUGGAACAAACGCUGGGUGAACUUGUGAAGUCUGUUUACGAGUUUGAUGAGAGUUGUGAGGUAAGCAAUAUAAACUAACUUUAUUUAUGCUGGAUUGGUCUAUCAAUUGCAUGCAUCCGGAUAAAACCAGCCGUGUUUGGUGGAGUCAAACUGGAAGGGCUCUUCUCACAUGCUAAGACACUUUGUUCCAAUUAUUCUCUAAUUCUCUACUUAUGUAGGUUGAUCCAUCCAAAGUGUCGAGCAGUCAACUUGAACCUAAUCAAGAAAACAUCAAGGCAUUUAUCCAGAAAGCUUGGAGUCGCAUUGUUUGUUCUGAGGAGGACUUCCCAAGGUAAUCCAUAAUUUUCAAUAUUUUCUGUGUUGGUGUAAUGUACUCAGGUGAAUAAGAUGCUUGUGAUGUUACUCUGAGUGUAUACCUACACCGGGCAGGCUUGAAAAUAUGCCUGGCCACGGUGGGAAUCGAACCUACGACCUUUGGAAUACCAGCCCAAUGCUCUGCCAACUGAGCUACGCGGUCAGAUCGGUUCGAAUAUGUGAUAUUUCGGAACUGAGUCUAGUUGAAGGAACUUUGGUAUUUUGUAAUAAGCUGAUGUGGUUUGUGUCUGAACUACGUAAAAAUAUAUCUCGGACGUGGUGGGCCCAGUGUAGGUAGUAUUCUACAAUAAACAGUUUUGAUUUGUGUAUAAACUCUCUGGAAAAAGAUUAAAAAACGGUCUUUGUCAAGAAUUUAAUAGUAAAUUUAAACAAGCACUGAGUCGUAUAUUUUUUUCGUUUUUCACAGGGAGUUGGUGGAUGUAUUCAGCGAAGUUCGUGACGCCUUUCCGUAUGCAUUAAGCAAGGCUUCAUGUCUCAAGCUCAUCUCGUAAGUAUAACGUUGAUUUCGCAUUGGAUGUGAAUAGACUGAAUUAGCUAUAACACUUUUGUAUGCUUGUUCCUUUAGGGGCACUGUAUUUCUACGAUUCCUGGUGCCUGCUAUUCUUUCGCCAAGCUUAUUUGGCCUAGCACAAGGUAUGUUUUGGUUUAUUUCCUCUGAUGGAAGCAAGAAAAUCCAGCUCCGGUCAGAUGAGAAUGGGUGAUUCCAAACUAUAGACUAAAUUUUGAUCAAGGCAAGAAGAACGAAAUCCAACACCACAGCUAGAAAGAGCGUCUUAGAAUGAGUAAAACUGCAAAGAUUGGUUGCGAAAUGUUGUACAAUGAAGAAAAUAUAGUCCUGUCAAGUUCGCAAAUUUUGUAUAUAUUUGCGUUACGCACGGUAAAAAUAUCCAUUUUCGUCGGCUCAAAAAUGGUCAUUUUUCCCGCGCGUAAUGCAAAUAUAUACAAAAUUUCACAGGGCUAUAUUUUCCUCAUUUUACAACAACUCGCAACCGAACUUUGCAAUUUUACUUAUUUUAAGAUGCUCUUUCUAGCUGUGGUGUUGGAUUUCGUUCAUGUUUAGAUCACAAUUUCCGGUAAUCAAUUCUCAUCGACUCUCGCGCAACUCUGGGUCAUCAGAGUUGAGAAAACUCUCAUGCAAAAAAUCUCUCGCUUCUCAACUCUCGUUAUAACUCACUCAUCCUGGUUUGGCUUUUAAUCAAGGGGUUUAAAUGUAUGUUUCCAUCGUUACAUUUCUUAAAAAUGUUUAAAAUUAUUUCCACAGAAUACCCAGACGAGAGCACGUGCCGAACAUUGACCCUUAUAGCCAAAGUGAUACAAAAUCUGGCCAAUGGACUGAGGUAAAUACCAUGGAGUUUUCGUAUUUCAAUGACCAAUUCUUGCUGUGCAAUUCAUGUCAUCGCCGCCAUGAUGGAUGAUUUGCACAAAGUAUUUCAACUUUCAGGGAGGUAAUUCGGGUUCUUGGUUGUUUUCAGGUUUGAUCAAUCGAAAGAAGGCUAUUUAGAAUUUAUGAAUUAUUUUAUCGACGACGAAAAACGGAACAUGCGAGAAUUUUUAAAGAAUAUCUCGGUAUUUAUAAUUUAAUAUUGUGUUGUAUUUGAUAUUCUCCAUUUCUUUAAACUUGAUAGCUCAAUCAGUUGCAAGCUGUCCUUCAUAGAGGUUCAGUAAGGGCAAUCCCUUUAUGGUUCGAAGCACAUGAGGAACACGAAUAAGCAAAUAAACAAACGACGACCUCGCUACUUUUUAUUAAUACUCCCAUUUAUUCUAGACUAAAGAUGAGGUUAAUGAACCGGACUACAAUGGCUGUGUUGAUCUUGGGAAAGAACUGUCCGCCAUGCAAAGUGCUCUCAAUGAACAAAUCGAUAAAUUGGACAAGGUAAUUUACGCUUAUAUAUACAUGUUCAUAAUGGAUUGCUUUCAAUAAAAGGCGGUAUGACCUAAAGUCAUAUAUAAAAAUAUAUAAAUACAGUAUUUUUACACAUGCGGAAAAAGACUACAAAUAACUUUGUCUUUUGUUUUUGUUGUGUAGUCAAUCACCUGCAUGUAUUCUAAAAGCUCACUCACCGUCACACUCAAAAAGUGGAGGUUCAAUUUGAGCUUCCCUUGAGUGUCAAUGCUGUUUUUGAAUAGCUGGAGGGUGAGUAGUCACAUAGUAAGGUAUGAUACUAACCGUCCAGCUAUUCGAAAACAGCAUUAACACUGAAGGGAAGUUCAGAUUGAACCUCCACUCUUCGAGUGUGAGUGAACUUUUAGAAUACUGGAGAUAUGAAUCACUAUAUGGAAGUGAUUCUAACCCCUGUAUUCUCACUCACUCAAAGCUCACUCACACUCAAAGAGUGAAGGUUCAAUCUGAGCUUCCCGUGAUUGUCAGUGCUGUUUUUGAAUAGCUGGAGGGUUAGUGUCGUACCUUACUAUGUGACUACUCACCCUCCAGCUAUGCAAAAACAGCAUUGACACUCAAGGGAAGCUCAGAUUGGACCUCCACUCAUUGAGUGUGAGUGAGCUUUUAGAAUACAGGCGUAUAUGUUUUUUGGAGCACCCGAUUGGUAUCUAAUUACUGGGCAGCAAGUGGUGGAGACAACAGAAAUGUUCACACUGUUUUCUAAGCACAAGAAAAUUUAGCCCAUCUCUCGGUUAUUGUCUUAAUUCUAAUAACUACCACAUGACCACAAUCUGCUGCACGAUAGUGUCCUAGUGAAACGUAUUUAUGAAAUAUUAAUUUCGUUUCGUAUUCUCAACUUUCAGGAAGCCUUGAGUCAACUAAGUCCGCUACAAUUCGUCUUGGAAACAUUAAACGAUGCCUGUCAAAAUCCUGACGCUGUUGGCGUUUUUAAUCCAAACUCACUCAUUUUAUCCAAGCAUACAUUAUCAGCAAACCUAUACAAGAAACUCGCCACAAAAACACCCACUGAUCCUAAAUUGGAUCACUCAAAGAAAGCUUCGGCUUUACGGACAAAACCGGAGUUCCACGAUGCCGAACUUUCGGACGGUCGCGAAGAUGCGACGCGGAAUAUAAUUAUAAAAGAGACUAAGAAAAGGAACCAACGUUAUUAUGAUAUGCGGUCGGGAAGCGGCCUGAGCCGAGACUCGUCCGAGUAUAGUUCCGAAAGCCCCCGAAGUAGGCACGGGCAAUCGACAAACUCGAAUACUCCCCAUUCAGCAAAAAGGAAAACUUAUGCGCGGAAACCGGAUGUACGGAAAACGGAUGUGCGGAAAACGGAUACGCGGAAUCGACCAAGAACGGACAUUGAAGUACGAUCGCCUCUUCCGACUUCAAACCGGGAAUUUCCAACUAGUGAUUUAGGGGAGGAGGACUUUCUGUCAUCAGGGGAAGGCAAUGCUGGGUUGAUACCACCCCUGCAAAAGCUCACGGUACGGUAUGUCGACCCCACAAGUUCGGCAAAAUCGUCCGGAAGUAGCGGCGGUUCUAAAUGGACUGGGAGCGACUAUGGGUCGCUGCCAAGGAAUUUUGAGAGACUACAGGAAGAUAAUGAAAUUGAAAGGGACUAUGUGGAAACUAACACGCAUGAGCAGAAACUUGUUGAGGAAUCACGUAGGACUCCUGUUUCGGAGCCGGAAGAUAGCGUGUUCGCGAGACCACGUGACUAUAGGAAUAAGCACCAUCAUAGUCGAUCAUUAGAGGAUAUUAUAUCAGUGCACUCUGACCCUGAGUCAACGCGGGCUCCAGCACGGCCGCGACCGCGAUCCUUUGUUUCCCGUGAUGCGGAAACCGUGAUUGGAUAUGAGAGCAAAUCGCUCAACGUUGAAAAGGAUUGGAACCCAGCACGCAAUGCGCCAGGUUCACCUUUACUGCGCAGAAUUGAUAAGUUUAAAAGACAGUCUGUAUCUAGUAGCUCUAGUGGCGGGAGUUUGGGCGCAAAGACAAAUUCAAGAGAGAUGUUGGAGAGAGAUGGACGUAGUUAUGGUCAUCAUCAGAGGUUUGUCAAGAAACUAAUCUAACUUUAUGCAAAACUUUUUAAACUUUUUUUUCUAAAUAGUAAGGAUCAUCUCUUAUUGAUCCAGUGUUACUACAGGAGGAAACCUACACUAAACUAACUUUAUUUAUACUGGAUAGCUCUAUCAGUUCUAAACUGUUCUUCCUAUAGGUCCAGUAAGGAUCAUCUCUUAUUGAUCCAGUGUUACUACAGGAGGAAACCUACACUAAACUAACUUUAUUUAUACUGGAUAGCUCUAUCAGUUCUAAACUGUUCUUCCUAUAGGUCCAGUAAGGAUCAUCUCUUAUUGAUCCAGUGUUACUACAGGAGGAAACCUACACUAAACUAACUUUAUUUAUACUGGAUAGCUCUAUCAGUUCUAAACUGUUCUUCCUAUCGGUCCAGUAAGGAUCAUCUCUUAUUGAUCCAGCCUUACUACAGGAGGAAGCCUGAACUAACUUUAUUUAUACUGCAUAUAGCUCUAUAUCAGUCCUAAACUUCUCACAUGUGGCUGAGGUGAAAUUAUAACCAGGCAGUUGCAUAUUUUAGGAAUCAAACACCGGUCACAGAGGUGAGCGGCACAUCCCAUCAAUCUAUUUUGCUCUGGUUAAAGCCAGAGAAUGUUCUGUUUCGAUAAAAGGUUAAACGUUUCUUUUUCUGUUUCCAGCAAAGAGCAGACGACACUUCAAGCAAACACACUCACGGAUAACGAUGAUCAUGUGUUCAGCAAAUCAACACAGGUAAACACGAUGUUAUGUUCACGUUGCUUGUUCCACAGUAAUGUUUACAAUAUGAGCGGCCGUGUUGUAUCAGAUAUACAAACUUGAGCCGAAUGCGAGAGUUUGUAUAUCUGAUACAACACGGACGCGAAUGUUGUAAACAACUUAAAAAACGGCUCAUCUUAUGAGUUCAUUGGCGAAGUAAUUUUAAAAAUAAACGUUGUUUAAGCCGAGAAAAUCAAAGUUAAAGUUUAUGUAAAUCAACAUGAAUCUGUAUCACAUAUACAGAUACGACACGCUUAUGAUUUUUCUUUGUGUUUUCUUCAUGAAUUAUUAAUGAGUUUUUUAAGCAUUCAUUCAAACCAAUAAUAAGGGUUCGUACGGGUUUUGGACAGUUUUGGAAAUUGAUUAUAGGUGUUUUACAGGAGCUGGAAAGUUUUGGAAAAUCUAUUGUCAUUGUUUAGGGCUAUGGAAAGUCAUGGAAUUUUGUGCAUAAAUAAAAGCCAUAAAACAAAUCUAUAAAAAUGUUUUAUUAUAGUAUAUAGUUUUUAUGUUUCUAUGUAUUUACGUUUUAUGUCGAGCACUUGUGCUCGUUGUAAUAUUUAAAUGUCCGCUCGGAUCCUUACGCGCGGAAAUCAAAAGUAUAUUUUCUGUUACUUAGCAUUACUUUACCUAUCACGUUACUAAGUUUUUUAAGAAGUUGGUUUUGGACAUUUUGAUGUAAGGGCUAUGGAAGGUUUUGGAAAGGUUAAUUUAGAAAGUCAAACGGACGAAGUUGUACGAACCCUGAAUAAUCGUUUUGGCGUAUACCUCUUCAAACUUAAAAUUUUACAAUUUUUAUGUAAACUUUUUUGCAGCCUACCCCGGCAGACGUGUCUGAUCUGAGACGAGAACUCGAGGAUACCAAACUACGGUUGUCGGAGAAACAACGGGAACUCAAUGAAGAACGCGCCACGAUGAGAAGACGACAAGUUGAAAUUGAAGAAAAGUUACGAAGGGAACAAGAUUUAAAGGAUAAAGAACUGAGAGCCGUCUAUGAACAACUCAGCAACGCCGAACAGCAACUACGGGACCAACAGACCGACAUACAAGGAACAUUAAAAGCGAAGAAUGUUAUUAUACAAGCACAAGAACAACGAAUUAAGUCACUCAAUACGGAUUAUAAUAAGUUACUAGAGGCUCUUAAUCAACUGCAAAAAACGCCAUCAGUGAAAAAUAUGAAUAUUCGGAUAACAGAUAAUCUAUAGCCGAGGUGCAGUAAUGGAUAUGGGUGGUUUAUUACGGAUAUCGAAUGAUAACAUGGGAUAACAGGAUCGAAAAGACGAGGGAUUUGUUGGGUUUGUAAGGUACAGCAAAGGAUAUAUGGUAGGUUAUCUUGGAUGACAAACGAUAACAUAGGAUUACAGGAUCAAAAAUGUGAGGAUCUUUGUUGGGUUUGUAAGGUACAGCGAAGGAUAUUGGCUCACAUUGUUCGUUGAGUUUGAUUCAUAUUUAUUGAUACUGAGUUUUGGGGGAAUGUCGUUAUUUGAGGAAUUUUAAUUGAGUUGGUAAUCAAGGUCUGUAAGGCAAAAGCUGAAAAGAGGUUGAUGCAGUUAAAUUGAAAUUUUAAAACUCUAAUGCAAUUUAUUUUACACUUUUUCGAUAUCUGUCAACGUUUUUGCGGUAUUUUGAUUUGCUUGAAUACACUGAAUCUGUAAUUUUAAAAUCCUGACAAACGAUUGAACUUAGUCAUUCAAAAAUUAAUGAUAUUUCCGUAGUUAAUAGCCUGCGAACAGGCUCUUUGAAUUGAAUUAGAUUUCAAAGAGAGUUCAAAGAGAGCCUGUUCGCAGGCUACGUAGUUAAAAAAAUUUCAGAUCAAAUUUUCCAAAACAAAUUUCAAUCAAAUCGUCAUAUGUGUAAAUGAUAUUGUGAUAUUGUGAUAGCAAAAACGAAGACAGAUAUUAAAGUGUAAAACGGUUUUAAAAGUUCAUUCUAACCAGAAAAGGCACAGACAAUAUAUAGUGUUCAAAUUUCGUUCUUUAUCGUAUAUUUUGCCAUACAAAUAUCUAUAUAUCUAACACGUUCAAGGCAUUUCAUAUUGCUUUUAGAUAAAUUAUGACAAAGGAUAUAUUUUUAACGUACAAAAUAUAGCUAGGUUUUUGUACAUAGAAAAAGAAAUUUAUAAAGGCAAAAUAUAUUUUACUAAAAGUUCAAGUGUGUGGUUUUUAAAAGAUUAUUGGGCCGUAAUAUAAACCGUGUCAUUUUUAAUUAACAAAUUGUCUCCUCGUUUAGCGUUUCAAGACUAUAUGGUCCUACGCUUUUUAUUGUCGUAUCUAAAUUAGUAUCCCUCGGCCUUUCGCCUUUGUGCGGGUAUCUCAACCUCGUCACCUCUUGUCGCAAUUGCAUAUUGACUCGUUCCAGUCUUAAAAUUCGCUCCUCUUGCCACGCGAUCGUUUUAUCUUUGACAUCUAUUGUUUCGUUUAUGUCUUGUUUUUCUCGCCUGAGUUCGCCUUCCAGUAACAGCAUUUUCGACACAAUUGCAGCCAAGCUCGCGUCUGUGUGUUCUUGUUGUUUUUUGUACUUAUUGUCUUUGAGUUGUAGAGCGCCAGACAGCUUGUUUGUUUUUGUCUUUUCUGCUUUAAGCUCGAGCUUGGCUCGCCGCAGCUCGGCUUGUAUGCGACGAACGUUCGCUCGGUAAUGCCCGGCUAACGGUUCCUCCU
Molecule: messenger RNA, 23448 nt
Organism: Paramuricea clavata
Lineage: Eukaryota; Metazoa; Cnidaria; Anthozoa; Malacalcyonacea; Plexauridae
Source: the annotation of a GenBank genome assembly